Messenger RNA from Coregonus clupeaformis (lake whitefish), 2084 nucleotides. RefSeq names its product finTRIM family, member 83 (gene ftr83). NCBI's taxonomy places the organism in Eukaryota, Metazoa, Chordata, Actinopteri, Salmoniformes, Salmonidae. The transcript has 9 exons. Gene Ontology annotation, molecular function: protein binding; zinc ion binding. The record is from RefSeq and is a predicted model, not a curated record. The coding region runs from base 134 to 1870 and encodes 578 amino acids.
CUGAGAUUCUGUUAUGUUGAAGGUGUUGAUGGAUACUUUGGGCCAGACUUUAGAACUAGUGUGAAAGUAAAGAUGCCGUAUUUCCUACUUCUACCAAGAGCCUAACAGAACCAGGCUGCGUCUGUCCAGCCCCAUGUCUACUGACCAGGAGAUCUGCCAUCUGUGUAAGGAAGACCUGAGGGACCCAGUCUCCAUCCCGUGCGGCCACAUCUUCUGCUCCAUCUGCCUGAAGACCUACUGGGACCACGCUGACCACACCGGUUCCUACAACUGUCCACAGUGUCGGGUCACCUACAACAAGAGACCCACCCCGCGCCGCCACCAGACCUCCCGCUCCUCCUCACACUCGACCCACUCCCAUCCCAGGAUGUCCGAGGCCUACCCUCCUCCACCUCCAGACCCAGACUACAACUACGCCGGACCGCAAGAUGUGGGAUGUGAUAUCUGUAUUGGGAAGAAGCACAAAGCCAUCAAGACAUGCUUGAUGUGCCUGGCAUCCUACUGUGAGAGGCAUCUAAAGCCCCACUAUGAGAACCCUGCCUUCAAGAGGCACAAGCUGGUGGAUGAGAUCGGCCACCUGGACAGGCAGAUUUGCCCCCAGCAUCAGAAGGGUCUGGAGCUCUUCUGCAAGACUGACCAGAUGUGUAUCUGUGUUCUGUGCACCGUGAAGGAGCACAAAGGUCACGACAUGGUAUCUGCUGAACAGGAGAGGUCAGAAGAACAGCAACGUCUGGGUGCCACCCAGGCAGAGAUCCAGGAGAGGAUCCAUGAGAGGCUUAAGCAGAUGGAGGAGCUGAAACAAGCUGUGGAUUCACUCAAGAGCUCAGCCCAGAGGGCUAUGCAGGAGUGUGAGAAGUUGUUUGGUGACAUGAUGCGUUCCAUCGAGAGGAUGCAACAGGAAAUGACCAAGCUAAUCUCCUCCAAUAAGAGGGCAGCGCUGAACAACGCUGAGGGUCACCUAGAGCGUUUGACCCACGAGAUCGCUGACCUCAAGAAGCGAGACAACGAGAUCACACAGCUGUCACGCACGGAGGACCACAUCCACUUCAUCCAGAGCUACCACAUGCUGAUCGCCCAGACGGAGGCUGAGGAGCUGCCCACAGUCUCAGUGAACCCCUACUUCUCCUUCGGCCCCGUCACCAAGGCUGUCUCUGAGAUGAAGAUCCACCUCCAUGACAUCAGCAAUGAAGAGCUGGUCAAAGUGGCCAAGGCUGUGAACAAAAUGCCUUUCUGCCAACUGGAUGAAGCUAAAAGGAGAACGAGUGUGAAAGUUGAUGGUGUUGCUGCCGUGUACAAGACUCCAAGCCAGGAGCCGCAGUACAGAGAGGACUUCCUGAAAUAUGCCUGCGUUCUCACCCUGGACCCCAACACAGCCUACCGCCAGCUGUACCUAUCUAGAGGCAACAAGAAGGCAGCCCUGAAGAGAGAACCCCAGGACUAUGCUGACAGUGCCUCCAGGUUUGACUGCCUGCCCCAGGUCCUCUGCAAAGAGCCCCUGUCUGGAGGUGCCUAUUACUGGGAGGUGGAGUGGAGUGGAGAGGGGGCCUCCGUGGGCGUCACCUACAAGGGCAUCAAGAGGGUAGGCUACGGGGACAGCUGCCGCAUCGGCUACAACCGCAAGUCCUGGAGCCUCUUCUGCUCUGAUUCCAGCUAUUCCGCCCGGUAUAGUAAAGACCAGGUGGAAAUCAACGCACCCUACUCCUCCAGGAUAGGGGUCUUCCUGGACCACUCAGCAGGCACCCUCUCGUUCUACACUGUGGGGGACACCAUGUCUCUUAUACACCGCUUCAAGGCCUCCUUCGCUGAGCCUGUCUACCCAGGCUUUUGGGUCUGGUAUGAGUCAGCGGUCACCAUCCGUCAGCUGUCAUAAUAUUAUAUUACCUAUGAUUGUCUAUGUAUCAAUCAUCAUACGUAUUGUGAUUCAAAUAAUAUAACUGCAUUUGUAAUUUGACUGAAACCACACACUGAUUGACAGACCAAACUUAAAGGGAUAGUUCAGCCAAAUCACAAAAUGACACAUUGGUUUCCUUACCUUAAGACUCCACAGCAGCAGAGCCAAUAAAAUACACAAUUUGAAGAACAAA